GGGGGGGGCUGAGAUCUUGGUUCUAACCCCGUUGCUUUCGUUGCUUGCUUCCUUCCCGCAGCCCGCUCCCCCCCUUAGGUUGAUCGACCUUGUAUAAAUAGCUCUUCUUUCCCCCGUCUACGAUAUACCCUUCUUCCUCUCUUCUAACCAUUAACAAUCAAACAAGCUUUUUCUAGUUAAUCACUCUACUACCUACCUCGCAUCAAACCCUUCGUCUUCUUUUAAAAAAACGAACAUAAAUUCAUCAUGGACUUCGUCAACAAACUCGCCGGCGGCCAGGGCCAGGGCCAGGGCCAGUCUGUAAAUGAACAGGUCGUCAAGGACCAGAACGCGGGACAGCAAUCGUCGGGCUCGGGUGGCUUCCUCGGCGGCAUUGGCAAUAAGCUCAACGAGGCUGCUGGCGGCGGCAAGGCCAGCGAGAAGAAUGAGGAUUACCUUGACAAGGGCGUCGACUUUGUCCAAGAAAAGUUCCUCGGUCAGGGUCCUCAGGACAACGAGUCUGCUCUUGAGCAAGCCAAGGACGAGCAGAUCAGCGACUUCAUCCGUGGACAAUACAAGGGUACCACCGGCAAGGACAUGCCCGUCAAGGACAAAUAAGCUCGUCGUAAUGAAGAAGGUUGCGGGCGCUGGGAGCUACGGCCUUAGGAGUGACGGCUGCGGCAGUCGAUGUCUUGCUGGCCAUGACGAUGCUGUUAUGAUAGUCAUGAAAUGAAAUAAUAACGACCCGUGUCA
Molecule: messenger RNA, 732 nt
Organism: Bipolaris sorokiniana ND90Pr
Lineage: Eukaryota; Fungi; Ascomycota; Dothideomycetes; Pleosporales; Pleosporaceae
Exons: 2
Coding region: 247-597 (116 amino acids)
Source: RefSeq, a predicted model, not a curated record